GCGAUGUCGCAGCUGUACUACCGCAGAGCGGACAACUCGCUUCACAGGGAUCGAAUCCCGCUGCGAAUCGUGAGGGCCGAAUCGGAGCUGUCGCCCAUGGAGAAGGCUUAUCUGUGUGCCGUGGAGAAAGGUGACUACGCCAGCGUCAAGCAAGCGCUGGAGGAGGCCGAGAUCUACUUCAAAAUCAACAUCAAUUGCAUCGACCCGCUGGGGCGCACCGCCUUGCUCAUCGCCAUCGAGAACGAGAACCUGGAGAUCAUCGAGCUCCUCCUCAGCUACAACGUUCAUGUGGGGGAUGCCCUGCUCCACGCCAUACGGAAGGAGGUGGUGGGAGCCGUGGAGCUGCUCCUCAACCAUAAGAAACCCAGUGGGGGCAUGCAGGUCCCGCCUAUCCUGCUGGACAAGAGGUUCUCGGACUUCACCCCGGACAUAACGCCCAUCAUCCUGGCCGCGCACACCAACAAUUACGAGAUCAUCAAGAUGCUGGUGCAGAAAGGUGUUUCGAUUCCCCAGCCCCAUGAGGUGCGUUGUAACUGCGUGGAGUGUGUGUCCAGCUCCGACGUGGACAGCCUGAGACACUCUCGUUCCCGUCUCAACAUCUACCGCGCCCUGUCCAGCCCCUCCCUCAUCGCUCUGUCCAGCGAGGACCCUUUCCUCACCGCCUUUCGCCUCAGCUGGGAGUUACAAGAACUCAGCAAGGUGGAGAACGAGUUUAAGUCAGAAUACGAGGAGCUGUCCCAUCAGUGCAAGCAGUUUGCCAAGGACUUGUUGGAUCAGACACGUAGCUCGCGGGAACUGGAGAUUAUUCUGAACUACAGGGAUGACCUCAGCUUCUUCGAGGACGAAGGGAACAACGACCUUGCUCGGCUUAAACUGGCCAUCAAGUACCGGCAGAAGGAGUUUGUAGCUCAGCCUAACUGCCAGCAGCUCUUGGCUUCCCGCUGGUACGGCGAAUUCCCUGGUUGGAGGAGACGUCACUGGGCGGGGAAACUGGUCACCUGUAUCUUUAUCGGCAUCCUCUUCCCCCUCUUCUCCAUCUUUUAUCUCGUUGCCCCCAAGAGCCGUUACGGGCUCUUCAUCCGCAAACCGUUCAUCAAGUUCAUCUGUCACACGGCGUCUUACCUGAGCUUCCUCCUCCUACUGCUGUUGGCCUCCCAGCACAUCUUCGCCACUGAGAAGCCUGGUUGUGACAAGCAAGGGCCUGCCCCCACCGGUGUGGAGUGGAUGAUCCUGCCCUGGGUCUUAGGCUUUAUCUGGGCCGAGAUCAAACAGAUGUGGGAUGGAGGAUUUCAGGACUACAUCCAUGACUGGUGGAACCUAAUGGAUUUUGUCAUGAACUCUCUGUAUCUCACCACUAUAUCCCUUAAAAUUGUGGCGUACAUGAAGUAUAGCGGUUGCAAGGAUAGGAGCGACUGGGAGAUGUCUCACCCAACACUUGUUGCAGAGGCUGUGUUUGCCAUCGCCAACAUCUUCAGCUCUCUGCGUCUCAUCUCGCUCUUCACAGCUAAUUCUCACUUGGGACCACUGCAGAUCUCCCUGGGUCGGAUGCUUCUGGACAUCCUCAAAUUCCUCUUCAUCUACUGCCUGGUGCUGCUGGCCUUUGCCAACGGCCUCAACCAGCUAUAUUUUUACUAUGAGACGGAUGGCAUCAAGGUCAAGGAGGGCAAAGAGGAGAAUUGCAAGGGCAUCCGCUGCUCGGUACAGAAUAACGCCUUCUCCACGCUCUUUGAGACACUGCAGUCAUUGUUUUGGUCUAUAUUCGGACUUAUCGCCUUGCAUGUCACCAACGUCCCUGCAGACCACCAGUUCACAGAGUUCGUUGGGGCUACGAUGUUUGGAACGUACAACAUCAUCUCAUUAGUGGUCCUUCUCAACAUGCUCAUUGCUAUGAUGAACAACUCUUAUCAACACAUAGCUGAUCACGCGGACAUUGAAUGGAAGUUUGCCAGGACCAAGCUGUGGAUCAGUUAUUUUGAAGAGGGUGGCACUCUGCCUGUUCCAUUCAAUAUCAUCCCCAGUCCCAAGUCAGUGUGGUAUCUCAUAUGCUGGAUAAAAAAAAACAUGUGCAAGAAAGUGUCGAGAAGACCAGAAACCUUUGGAUCACUGGGGAGACGUGCAGCGGAGAAUGUUAAACUAAAUCACCAGUAUCAGGAAGUUCUUCGAAAUUUAGUGAAACGCUACGUUGCAGCGAUGAUUCGAGAUGCCAAGACGGAGGAAGGGCUCACAGAAGAAAACUUUAAGGAGCUGAAACAGGAUAUCUCCAGCUUCCGCUAUGAGGUCCUUGGAAUGAUGAAAGGGGGCAAGGCUUGUCUACAAGGAACCAAAAUGAACGCUGGAGCCACCAGCACGGCAUAUCCAGACCGCCCUCUUAAAGGACCUCAAGCAGCUCCCGGAGGACAAAUGAAGCCCAUGCUGAACCUGUUCGAUGUCACUACCACUCUCCUCCAGCAGGGCGGCGCUAGAGAUUCCCCCAAAAGCCCUGAGACCUACAGCGACAUGGCAAACGGCUCCAUUGCCCUACCAUCGGAGAAGAUCAAUGCCGAAAGGGAUUUCCCCAAAGACAUUGCUGGACUGUACCACCAGUUACGUCACCGCGGGCCAAACCACCCUAGCAGGAUAUACUCAGUAUCAGAGGAAGUUGGGGAAUCUGACUCAGAGGACCAGACUCAAGAUGGAAAGGAUAACACACCGGCGGGAAACUCAGCCCAGAAUACGUCCAAGCACUCGCAUACGCUUAGCGUUGCGAUAGAGGAGGAGACGGAGGUGGCAGAAGCCGAAGGAGAGAGGGAGAAUAUUUUGCACACCACGUGUCCUGACAGCAAGGAGAAGGGGGAGGAGAAGAACAAACAGUCAUAG
This is a messenger RNA of Chanos chanos (milkfish), 2856 nucleotides long. It is a transcript of the gene trpc4a, whose product is annotated as transient receptor potential cation channel, subfamily C, member 4a. The record is from RefSeq and is a predicted model, not a curated record. Gene Ontology annotation, biological process: regulation of cytosolic calcium ion concentration; calcium ion transmembrane transport. Gene Ontology annotation, cellular component: cation channel complex; plasma membrane. The transcript is spliced from 10 exons. Lineage: Eukaryota; Metazoa; Chordata; Actinopteri; Gonorynchiformes; Chanidae. The coding region runs from base 4 to 2856 and encodes 950 amino acids. Gene Ontology annotation, molecular function: store-operated calcium channel activity; protein binding; inositol 1,4,5 trisphosphate binding.